AAUUUUCACAAUUGUAACACCAAAUUUACCUAAUAUUUAUCUAAUUUACUCGAACUCGCACGCGGCCAAAAUUUAAUCAUUAUGUAUAUGCAACAUCUAUAAGUAAUUUUAUUACGUUAAUUUCAAUAUUCUCGCUUCGGCCUGUGCUUGUUCUGUUUUUACCUUUCCUUUAAAAUGACAACUUUAUUUUUGUGGUUCUCAGGACACUCAGAUUAUUUGUUGAUAGCAGAGAAAGUAGUAAACAAGUCGAUAUGACCAGCACAAAAUUAAAUAUUGCUCAAAAGAAUUCCGAAAUUCUAAAAGAUCAAGCGGUGCUUACAAAGUUGGAAAAGACGAUGACACGAACUAUUGAGCGGAUGAACGUUUCAUUAAAUGAAUUAAAGAUUGAACGGCUGCAACUGCUUAAUAUUCAAGCACAGUUAGAGCCUGAAGAUAAUACCUCAAGCGUAAAGACAAAAGAUAAAGUAAUGCAUAAAACUGACGACGUAUCGAAAGAAUUUUUUCAAGACGGAAAUGAAUCCACUUUUCAGUGCAGUAAUGAAGACAAAUUGGAUUUAGAUAAAUUUUUGACAUUUUGCAUGGAUGAAGUUGAUGAAAAAUAAUUUUGGACUUCAAAAUGUGCAUCGUCGAAGUUGAUGUAAAUAAAAAGACUGUUAAUUUAUCAAUGAAUGUUAAUCAAUGAAUUUUAAAU
Messenger RNA from Teleopsis dalmanni, 691 nucleotides. RefSeq lists its product as uncharacterized. The coding region runs from base 252 to 602 and encodes 116 amino acids. The record is from RefSeq and is a predicted model, not a curated record. The transcript has 2 exons. Gene Ontology annotation, biological process: transcription initiation at RNA polymerase III promoter; transcription by RNA polymerase II. Lineage: Eukaryota; Metazoa; Arthropoda; Insecta; Diptera; Diopsidae. Gene Ontology annotation, cellular component: nucleus.